Gekko japonicus is the source of this 895-nucleotide messenger RNA. RefSeq names its product Myb-related transcription factor, partner of profilin (gene MYPOP). The record is from RefSeq and is a predicted model, not a curated record. The coding region runs from base 1 to 669 and encodes 222 amino acids. The transcript has a single exon. Gene Ontology annotation, molecular function: DNA-binding transcription factor activity, RNA polymerase II-specific; RNA polymerase II cis-regulatory region sequence-specific DNA binding. Gene Ontology annotation, biological process: regulation of transcription by RNA polymerase II. Gene Ontology annotation, cellular component: nucleus. NCBI's taxonomy places the organism in Eukaryota, Metazoa, Chordata, Lepidosauria, Squamata, Gekkonidae.
AUGCUAGCUCGGGGCAACUCCUCCUGUAGCCCGGAGACUUCCGCUCGGGCUCCCUGCUGUACUGUGGAUAGUGGGUUGCUGCGGCCCAAGGAACGCGACUCGCCGGCGCCCCCUCCGGGCCAGCCCUCCUCUCUGCACAUGGUCCGGCUGGCGCCUUCCCCGGCCGGCGUGGGCUGCCGGCCGCACCCCGGACACUCCCCUGCCGAGCCGCUGGCCGCUCCGUGCCCCUCGACCUCGCCCCCCCUGCGGCGCCGGCGCACCCGCCUGGACGUGCCCCUCGAGCCCUCCCUGGAAUUCCUGCAGGCCCAGCGGGAGACGGCCGAAGCCAUCCGCCAGCUGACUCACACCCUGCGGCAAGGCCUGGAGAGGCUCACCGAUAUCGGGGCCGCCGUCCUGCCACUCCUUCCGGUCCGGGCAGACGCCCUCACGCACCAGCAGGGGGCGACCUCGACCCAGGUGCCGGCCCCUUCCACGGAGACCCCGACCGACGGGGACGCCUUCGCCGCCAAGGUGGAGCCGUCGCCGGGGCCGGACGAGGAAAGGCCUCCGCCAGAGGACGGCAGGCCCGCGGCUGAAACCAGGCCGCCCCCGAGCCAAGCGGCGGCGCCCCAGAAACGGAGGAAAGGGGUCCCUACUCAGAAACGCAGGGGCCGCUGGAAGAAUCUGUGAGGGGGGCUCGGAAGGACCUGCUGCUGUUGCUUCCCCCUACAGGCGAAAAAGGGGAUAACGCACAUCCUGUGGAGGUGGGGUCUUCAUGGCGCCCCUCUGUCCCCCCCCCCCGAAAACAUUCCACACACCCCACAAAUAAUGCAAGAUUGCUCCCUUCACCAUGCACCGUCCUGCCGCCACCUUCAGUUACCGCUGCUAAGGGGUUUGGUUGCAUCCACAGCUUGCG